UGGGGGGUUAGGGUUUCCAUUUCGAUUGCUCUACUCCUCUUACCCUCCUCUGCUUCGGCCAUUACCAGGUGGAGGAAGGAUUGUAUAGGAAUGGAUCCUUUUGGGUCCUCCGCACCGUCGAGCGGGGCGUCGUCGGGUCCGUCUGCUGAGGCCAUGAUGGAGCAGAUCAAGACCCAGCUUGCUCAGGCCUACGCCAAGGAGUUCCUCGAGACUGUGGGAAGCAAGUGUUUUGCAAAGUGCAUAACAAAACCGGGUACGAGCAUAAGCGGGAGUGAAAGCAGUUGCAUCUCUAGGUGCAUCGAUCGAUACAUUGAAGCUACUGGAAUAAUAAGCCGAUCUCUGUUCAGCUCCCCCCACUAGUUUCCGGGACUCGAGCUCUGAGUUGCUAGAAGAGAUGAUGAAAAUGAUGAAGAGAUGCCUUGAUAAUUAAAAACAGAUUUUAUCUACUUUGAUAUGCCAGUUUGGACUAUAAUUCUUGAACAUUUCUUGCAUUAGAUUCAGCCAAUGACAUAUCCAAAAGAAUGUAUUCUUCAACAUUCUUUUUCAGGAGCUGAAAUCGCAUCGAAUAGUGCCUUUUCUUA
This is a messenger RNA of Musa acuminata AAA Group (dessert banana), 581 nucleotides long. Its product is annotated as mitochondrial import inner membrane translocase subunit Tim13. The transcript has 2 exons. The coding region runs from base 91 to 360 and encodes 89 amino acids. Lineage: Eukaryota; Viridiplantae; Streptophyta; Magnoliopsida; Zingiberales; Musaceae. The record is from RefSeq and is a predicted model, not a curated record.